Messenger RNA from Akanthomyces muscarius, 2385 nucleotides. RefSeq lists its product as uncharacterized. The transcript has a single exon. Lineage: Eukaryota; Fungi; Ascomycota; Sordariomycetes; Hypocreales; Cordycipitaceae. The coding region runs from base 1 to 2385 and encodes 794 amino acids. The record is from RefSeq and is a predicted model, not a curated record.
AUGCCCCCCAAACGCGCAACCAGGUCUACGCCUGCGUCCACCGCGCCCGAGUCAAUCCCAGCGCAACGCACUCGAGGCCGCCCUCGACGAAACAAAGGUGCUGGUGCCGUUGCAGACGAGCCGGGCAGGGGCAUGGCGACAAGAGCGCGCGCCGCCGCCAAACCGAGCUCUUCUGCGCCUGCCGCACCGGCCAAGGACCGCGGAUCCCUCACCGCCGACCCCAUCCCGCGAAAGGGCCCGCCCCGUGACGUCGCAAAGAGUGAAUUCAACAUCUUCACGAGCCCCAAUCGCGGCCAGGCAAACAGUGAAUCACCCUCUCCCAGAUUCGACGCUGAAUUUGUCGCCGACGCUGAACCUGGCUCCGAAGAAGACUCUGGAGCUGAAGACCGUCAAGCAGAGUCUGGCGCCCAAAUCGAGGUAGAAGAUGCGCCCUUUAUGUGUCAAGGCAUCCAAAAGCUGGCCGACGCUGCCGAAAGUAUUUUCACCAAGUAUAGGGACCUCUUCACCAAGUACAGGGUCAUCUUGGACAAGAUGAAGGACAACGGCAUCUUGGCCAAGGACAGUUUGAGCGGCGCGGAUAAGGCCCAGCUUCAACGCUACAAGACCCAGCUUCGAUUCUUCGAGAUGGACAUGGGUGCUUUCACGUCUAUGCGCAACCACCUCGUUGUACACGAGUCAUAUGCGCCCUUUCUGCACUGGCUGUGGCUUGAUCGUCAAAUGCCCGACGAUGAAGCCAAAGUCCUCAAGCAUUUCUUAAUCCCAACCAACCUCGCAACCCUCGUCGAUAUCGUGUACGCAGGCGCCAAGAACGAGUUGCGCGAGGCUGGCGAGGCAGAUGUGAAUGCGCUCAAAAUUCUCGAUGACAAUUUCGAGGACCUUUUCCUGGGCGGCCGCCUGCUCCCCUUGACCAACGCCAUGGUGGACCUGGCGCUCGACGUUCGCCAAGCGUAUCUGCUCGCUGCGCUCUCCACAGCCAAGUACAACUCCGAAGCGCGAAGGAUUGUAUACGACGUCUUUUGCGGCCAGCUCGCGGACCCCUCCGAAAAGCAGCUCAAGAACACGCUUGCCAAGGGGCCUUACAGGCUCGUGGCUGGCUUGGACAAUGACCUGGUGCAGCAGCGCUGCCGCACCCGCGUCGUCGGCUUCCUGAAGCACAUUGCCGAUAACGGAGCCACCUUUGCUAACCUGGCCUCGCAUCGGGGACGCUUUCCCGCCCAGAACUUCUUGGCCUCCAUACAAGCUGUCUAUGAUCAAGAGCUCAGCAAACCAAUUCAGAUUGCGCGCCUCGCCUGGGCCCGCCUGCAGGAUCCCGCCGCGCCUGCUGCCAACGACGCCGCCUCGGAACAAGCCGAGGAAUUCCACGACGCCGCCGACGAGCUCCAAGCCAGUGCAGACGAGUCCUCGGGAGACGAGGAGUCGCAGCCCAUUACCCGUGUGCCGAAUGCGGAAGCCGACCUCCCCCUCUUCCACAGCGCUGCCGAUCUACGAGAUCUCCACGGCUUGCAGCACAGCUCACCGGUGGUGCCGCCACCUUCAAACCAGCAAGCCAGCGCCCACGGUCGCAUUCUUGCCGCUGGCCACGCUGCCGCACCGCUCCCUUCGACUUUGUCCCAUCGUCGGCGCCGCAGCCGUUCUUCUCCACCAUCAUCGCCAAUCGCUCAUCGCAAGCGCGCCCACCAGCAAGUCAGUGAUGACCGUCCCCCCGCCACCGGCGACAACGAAGACGACGAUCCCUUUGAGACGGAUGAUCGUUCUGUCAACGAAGACGCUAUUCGCGAGAAGCGGCGCCGUCAUCUUGACGCCAUGGAGGCGGAGCGUCUCGCGCUGGCGGUUGUCAAGCAGCAGCACCAAAACGAACCCUACCCGCACUCGACUCCUCCCAUGAGCACAUCCACCACGGCCGUCGGCGGUCUCACCCAGCGGUCUGAGCUACAGCGCCACGUCAUCGAAGCACCUAGACCUGCCGCCUCCCAGAGUCGCAACACGACCACUACCGUCGCCGACUACCGCAACCAGCCGCGUCCCGCGUUCCACGAGGGCGGCGUCCGCAGGCGGUACCCGUGGUCCAGCCACGACGAGCAGGUGCUCAUCAGGAGCGUCGCGCAGCACUACGGCAAGUGGAGCCGCAUCGAGGAGGAGUGCCGUGAGCUGUUUGAGCACCCGCGCGACCAGCAGGCGUACCGCGACAAGGCGCGCCUCAUGAAGACCAAGAUGCUCGUCGCCGACAUGCCGCUGCCGCCCGGGUUCAACCACGUCGCCCUCGGCCCCAAGGAGAAGAGGGAGGUCAUCAAGGCCGGCAAGAAUCCGCUCCGCCAGGAGACUGACGUGGACAUUGCGACGGGACAGGUGACGAAUACCGAGUUUGUGCCAGGCCAGGCUCUAUAG